AUGCCCACUCCACCUAAAGCUCUGGGGAAUGAAGAACAGGGACACCUAGUGUCAAGCACCCAGCCCCCGUCCCCCAACGUGUCCUUCACAACUGCCCAGGUGAGGAAUGAGCUGAGCAGGAUGAAGGUGAGGAAGGCCACGGGUCCAGACGGGAUCAGCUCAAGGCUCCUCAGGUCCAGCGCAGCCCAGCUGUGUGGGAUAGUGAGGCACGUCUUCAAUCUGAGCUUGAGUCUGGGGAGGGUACCACAGCUGUGGAAAACGUCCUGCUUGAUACCAGUCCCAAAGACCCCGCGACCCAAAGACUUCAGCAGCUUCAGACCGGUGGCGUUAACAUCCCACCUGAUGAAGACGCUAGAGAGGCUGGUCCUUGUACACCUACGCCCCCUGGUGAGCUCAUCUUUGGACCCGCUCCAGUUCGCCUACCAGUCUGGCAUCGGGGUGGACGACGCUGUCAUCUACCUGCUACACAGAUGCCUUUCUCACCUGGAAAAGGCUGGAAGCACUGUGAGGAUCAUGUUCUUUGAUUUUUCCAGUGCCUUCAACAGCAUCCAGCCUCUACUUCUGAGGGACAAGCUGGAGCAGACCGGAGUGGACCACCACCUCACAGCAUGGAUCCUGGACUACCUCACCAACCGUCCACAGUAUGUGCGUAUACGGGGGUGUGAGUCUGACCUGGUGUCCUGCAGCACAGGGGCCCCACAAGGAACCGUACUAGCUCCAGUCCUCUUCACCAUCUACACAUCGGACUUCUCAUACAACUCUACAAACUGCUACCUGCAAAAAUUCUCUGAUGACUCUGCAAUCGUCGGCCUCAUUUCCGCCGGUGAUGACAGGGAAUACAGAGAACUGAACCAGGACUUCAUUACAUGGUGCCAGCGGAACUUCCUCCAGAUCAACUCUGGAAAAACCAAGGAGCUGGUGGUGGACUUCCGCCGGAGUAAACACUCUCCUCCGACACCAGUGAACAUUCAGGGAACGGACAUUGACAUUGUGAGAUCAUAUAAAUACCUGGGUCUUCACCUAAACAAUAAACUGGACUGGACUGAUCACACACAGGCUAUCUACAAGAAGGGACAGAGCAGACUCUAUCUGCUGAGGAGUCUGAGGUCUUUUGGGGUGCAGGGAGCACUCCUGAAGACCUUCUUCGACUCGGUGGUGGCAUCAGCCAUCUUCUUUGGAGUGGUCUGCUGGGGCAGCAGCAUCUCGACAGCAGACGGGAAGAGACUUAAUAAACUCAUCAGAAAGGCCAGCAGUGUGCUGGGGUGUCCACUGGAUACGGUGGAGGUGGUAGGAGACAGGAGGAUAGUUGCUAAGCUAUCCUCCCUGAUGGCCAACUCCUCCCACCCCAUGCGGGACACCCUGGCAGCCCUAAACAGCUCCUUCAGCCACCGGCUGAUUCACCCCCGGUGUGUGAGGGAGAGGUAUCGCAGGUCCUUCCUUCCCGCUGCUGCAGGCAUCAUCCGCCCUUCCUCGUCUCCGGCUGGAGCAGGUUUCUUCUUCGUGGAGAAGAAAGACAAGACACUCCGCCUCUGCAUUGAUUAUCGUGGAUUGAAUGACAUUACCAUCAAGAACCGGUACCCCCUGCCUCUCAUCUCCUCAGCUUUCGAGCUCCUAGAGGGGGCCACCAUAUUCACCAAGCUUGACCUGCGCAACGCCUACCACCUGGUCCGGAUCCGCGAGGGGGACGAGUGGAAGACGGCGUUCAAUACCCCCACUGGUCACUACGAGUACCUGGUGAUGCCCUUCGGCCUCACCAACGCUCCUGCUGUCUUCCAGGCUCUGGUCAACGACGUGCUCAGGGACAUGCUCAACAAGGUUGUCUUCGUGUACCUUGAUGACAUUCUGAUCUUCUCCCGCUCCAGAGAGGAACAUGUACAUCACGUCCAGAAGGUCCUCCAACGUCUGCUGGAAAACUCCCUGUUCAUCAAGGCCGAGAAGUGUGAGUUUCACGUCUCGUCUGUCUCCUUCCUGGGGUACGUUGUAGGGAGAGGGACCGUGGAGAUGGACUCAGCCAAGGUUUCUGCCGUCACCACUUGGCCCGCCCCUGAUUCCCGCAAGCAGCUGCAACGUUUCCUGGGCUUCGCCAACUUCUACCGGAAGUUCAUCAGGGGCUACAGUUCGGUGGCGGCCCCCCUCACAGCUCUUACCUCCUCCAAGGUUCCGUUUCUCUGGUCCACGGCCGCCAAUGACUCUUUUCUGGCCCUGAAGACACGAUUCACCUCGGCCCCCAUCCUCCAAAUACCGGACCCUGAACGGCAGUUCGUGGUCGAGGUGGACGCUUCCGACUCGGGAGUGGGGGCUGUCUUGUCCCAGAGAGCAGCCUCCGACCAGAGGUUGCACCCCUGCGCAUUCUAUUCCCGACGUUUGACCCCGGCAGAGAGGAAUUAUGACAUUGGAAACCAAGAGCUCCUCGCCGUCAAGUUGGCUUUAGAAGAGUGGCGACACUGGCUCGAGGGGACUAAACUGCCGUUUCUGGUAUGGACUGACCAUAAAAACCUUGAGUACCUCCAGUCCGCCAAAAGACUGAACUCCCGCCAGUCUCGAUGGGCACUCUUCCUGACCCGCUUCAACUUUUCCCUCUCCUAUCGACCGGGGUCCCGCAACGUCAAGCCCGAUGCCCUGUCCCGUCAGUUCUCGGAAAAGGAGGGGGACAGGACCGACCCAGACACUAUCCUGCCUUCUUCCCGUCUGGUGGCCACACUCACCUGGGAGAUAGAGGAGAAGGUCAGGGUCGCCGCCCAAGACCAGCCCGGACCAAGUGCUUGCCCUCCCAACUGUCUGUUCGUCCCGCCUGACCUCCGGUCCGAGGUUCUACAAUGGGCCCACAGCUCUCAACUUACCUGUCAUCCAGGGAUCCAACGGACCAAGGACGUGGUGCGGCGCCGG
This is a messenger RNA of Limanda limanda (common dab), 2886 nucleotides long. RefSeq lists its product as uncharacterized. The transcript has 3 exons. NCBI's taxonomy places the organism in Eukaryota, Metazoa, Chordata, Actinopteri, Pleuronectiformes, Pleuronectidae. The record is from RefSeq and is a predicted model, not a curated record. Gene Ontology annotation, molecular function: methyltransferase activity; 2-oxoglutarate-dependent dioxygenase activity. The annotation marks the transcript as partial.